Molecule: messenger RNA, 926 nt
Organism: Biomphalaria glabrata
Lineage: Eukaryota; Metazoa; Mollusca; Gastropoda; Planorbidae
Exons: 2
Coding region: 128-745 (205 amino acids)
Source: RefSeq, a predicted model, not a curated record
CAUCCUACACACACACACACACACACACAUACAUAUAUAUAUGCCUACUUUAGAUACACAUUUUAUCUCAAGCUAAUUGUAACUCCGAAAGUUGUGCUUUUUUUUUUUCAAAACUAAUCUCUUCACUAUGAAAACUUGGAUAAAUUUAGGGUUAAUAAAAAAGAAAGUGAACAAGAAAUGUAAAUACCGGUAUGUCUAUGUUCUGAAGAAAGGAAAACCAAUUAGAAAGAGAUCAUUUUUUAAGAACUCACAUCCAAUCGUUAUUAAAGAUUUUUUGGACCGAAAACAGAAAAAUCCUUUGACACAGAAAAUCAAUUUUCUUCAUGGACUAAAACAGGUUUUGAAUAUGGCUGUUAAGUACUGUACUGACUUUAUAAUACCAGAGGUCGGAGAGUACUGCGGGACUGACGGAGACCUUCAGAGACUAAGUCAUGAGGUUGUGUCACACAAAAUCCAUCUGGACACAUUGGAUACAUUAGUCGAAACCAUCCACGACAUAGGUUAUAAAGAUAAAGAAAUUUUCAGAUGUUUCACGGCUGCAGAUUUCUUGAAUGACCAUAACAUUUUAAGUUGUCCAUGUAGAAAUCCCAUUUAUUUUCACUACUACAAAAAGAUGGAGAAAUGUCUCACUCAAGAUAAUGUCGCCUUCAGUUCUCAAGGUCUAAGGAACAAAAGAACUUUUUUUCUUACCCUACAGAAAUGUGUUCACUCCCUGUCUGUUAGAAAUCCUAAGCAGUAUAGUUAACGCAAGAAGAUGAUGAACGUAGCUCAAUAGUAUAUAGUGUUGUUCUUCAUUUGCUUUGUUUUAUUAUGUGUCUGUUUUUAUAUGUACCAGUGUUUAUGUGAAUAGUCUAUUUGAUAAUAUUACAUGUAAGUACAAAAUUACUAUUACUAUGUGUUGACAAAUAAACAUAAUUUUUGAUGAC